AUGGAUGAUUUUGUUUAUUGGAAAUUAACUAGGGAUGGUGGUUUCUCUACUAAAUCGGCCUACUCUCUCCUGGUUCGACAGUCCGUCGUUUCGAUUGUCAGCACUCCAGCUCCUGAUCAAUGGUGGAAAUCCUUUUGGGGUCUUCCCCUUCUCCCUCGCUUUAAGUUGUUUUGUUGGAAGCUGCUUCAUGAUGCCCUACCUUUAUUGGCCACUUUAUUUUCCAAGGGUCUUCCAGUGGAUCCGGUCUGUACUUUCUGUUGUCUGGAUCUUGAGACGACAUCUCAUCUUUUCAGAGACUGUCCUUUUAUUCGUAUCCUUUGGAACUCGACUCUCCUUUCACUGAAUGGUACCUUACCGGAGUCUACGUCAUUUACUGAAUGGGUGGUGUCUGUGGUCUCGUACUUUAGGAGGUCCAAGGAUUUGGUUAGUCUGACAUCCUUCGUUUCUCUCCUGUGGGCCAUCUGGAUUGUUCGGAAUGGUUGUGUUUUCAGGCAGGCAAUUUGGUCCCCCUCUUUAUUCCAUCAUCUUUCUCAAGAUUGGACAGAUAGAGUUGUUCAAGCGCAAGAGUUCCAUCGUCACCUUACAUCCUUGGCAAGGAGUUCUCCUAAUCCGUGUCAAGAGUUGGUGCCUUUGUGUCUGCAGGGGAAGCUCUCGGAUCCCCUCGAUCAUUGUCUUGUUUUUUAUGGAGCAUGGCUUAGUCAUGACAAUUGCACAGGCACAGGUUGGAUUGUCAGAGGGGUCACCUCGGAUACAAUACUUGGAGGUGGGGCACGAGUCUGUCGAGUUUCUAAUGCUCUUCAGGCGGAAUUACAGGCCUGCUUGUGGGGCCUUAGGUUGGCCUUGCGUAGGGGUUUUCUUAGUCUCCUCAUUUACAAAGAUUGUGCCCCUCUAGUUUCCUUGUUUCGGCUUUCUGGUACCUUUGAUAUUUCCUGUUUGUGGUUGCUUCGCGAGAUUCAAGAACUCCUUCCCCAGUUUUCAGUCUGUCAUCUUUGUAAGGUACCUCGGAAUUGGGUUGCUCCUGCGCACUGGUUGGCUGUUGGAGCUCGUGAUCGACGCUUCCUUUGUUGGUCUUUUUAA
Chenopodium quinoa (quinoa) is the source of this 1077-nucleotide messenger RNA. RefSeq lists its product as uncharacterized. Gene Ontology annotation, molecular function: nucleic acid binding; RNA-DNA hybrid ribonuclease activity. The record is from RefSeq and is a predicted model, not a curated record. Bases 1 to 1077 code for a protein of 358 amino acids. The transcript has a single exon. Lineage: Eukaryota; Viridiplantae; Streptophyta; Magnoliopsida; Caryophyllales; Amaranthaceae.